CCUAACACCAACUCUCUGUUUUUCUACCAGCUUAAAACCCUCUCCCCACCAUUUCAGCAAACCUCACAAACACACACAUAAACAGAGAUGGUGAACCUUGUAGCAGCGCAGAAACCAUUGUUGCAUGGACUGAUGAAGCUGGCGGGGGUUAGACCACACAAUGUGGAGAUUGAGCCAGGCACUGUUAUGAACAUUUGGGUGCCGUCUGAGACCAUAAAAAAGACGAAAAAAGCCAUUACUUCCGCCGCCGACGGGGACACAGCAACCGCUAAGCCGACGAAGCCCGUAGUAGUUCUCGUCCAUGGCUUUGCCGCCGAGGGCAUUGUCACCUGGCAAUUCCAGGUGGGGUCUCUGACGAAAAAAUAUUCCGUUUACGUGCCGGACCUCCUCUUCUUCGGCGGGUCAAUCACCGACAACCCCGACAGGUCGCCGACGUUCCAGGCGGAGUGUCUGGUAAAAGGGCUGAGGAAGCUGGGAAUAGAUAGGUGCACUGUGGUGGGGUUCAGCUACGGCGGCAUGGUGGCGUUUAAGAUGGCGGAGCUGUACCCGGAGCUGGUGGAGGCGCUGGUGAUUUCUGGGUCGAUCCUGGCCAUGACGGACUCGAUAAGCACAGCUACGCUUGAGGGGCUGGGGUUUUCUUCGUCGUCGGAGCUCUUGCUGCCAACUUCCGUUAAGGGUUGUAAGGCGCUUCUCAGAGUUGCUACACACAAGAAGCUCUGGUUCCCUGAUCGUCUUCAUAAAGACUUUCUUGAGGUGAUGUUCAACAACAGAAAGGAAAGGGCUGAACUGCUCGAAGGCCUUGUCGUCAGCACCAAGGAUACUAGCAUCCCAAAUUUUCGCCAGAGAAUACAUCUACUGUGGGGCGAGAACGAUCAGAUAUUCAACCUGGAACUCGCCCAGAACAUGAAAGAGCAGCUAGGAGACAAGGCCACGUUUCAAGGGAUUAAGAAAGCAGGUCACCUGGUUCACCUAGAAAGACCCUGUGUCUACAACAGAUUUCUCAAUCAGUUCCUUGCUUCAUUGCAUGCAGAUGAAGCCAGAAAAUGAAGCUCGGCUUAGUUAUAUAAUUCAGUUCCCGUAAUGUCUUUGUAUUCCAGAGAACGUUGUAAGAAUUUCGUUCGGUAUAUUGUGAACCUGUGAAAUGAACUUUUGAUGGAUUGUAUUGCAUGUAA
This is a messenger RNA of Sesamum indicum (sesame), 1172 nucleotides long. RefSeq lists its product as uncharacterized. NCBI's taxonomy places the organism in Eukaryota, Viridiplantae, Streptophyta, Magnoliopsida, Lamiales, Pedaliaceae. The record is from RefSeq and is a predicted model, not a curated record. Gene Ontology annotation, molecular function: catalytic activity.